UUCAACCAACAAACCUUUAACACAUAAAUAUAAUGAAUCUUAAAUACAGUUAGCACAUUCUCAGUGUUUUAAGCUUUAAGAGACAUUAAGUUUAAGGGCUUGUUUUAUGAAUUAAAUUAGGCAAAGCAAAACAGGCAGUUUGACUCACUUUCCAAAUGUAUUGAAAUACAGUGAAAACUGAAUCAUAAUCGAGAUUUGAGGAGGUGUUGUGGGGAUUUUUGUUUGGCAAACCAGAAUUUACGGGCCUUUCAACACCACUACGGCUUGGUAAACCAACAGAGCGAAGCUUGACAAAGACCGAGAGAGUGAAGGAGGGGAAAGGGGCGAUAGGGAAAGGGUGUAAACAAAAGAAGAAAUGAGCAAUAGUAAGAUGAAAGAAAAAAGAUGAGCGACUGGGUAUUAGGCUCUUGCAUCAUUUGCAUUCUGUGUUUCACCUUGUCAUUUGUCAGUUGUCAUUUGUUGACAUUAAAAUUAGGCCUCACUCUUGGGCCUGCUUAUUUGAGAUUUAUAAUACACAUAUGAAUCAUCAUUUUACUCUAAGUUUAAAAAAAGAAAGAAAGAAAUUAUAGUCUGGUCUGAAGUCAUAAAAAAUAGGUAAAAAAAAAAAGCAUUUCACUACACUUCUUACUGUUUGUGUGGUUGUGUGUGACAAAUAACAUUUGAGUUUGAAUGAUAAAAUUCCCGAUAAACUUACCCAAAGAUGUGUUGCACAGUGUUCCAACUGUAUUCCUUUAGAUAAUUUCGUAGAUAAAAUUCAAAGAUAAAAGUAUUUGCAGAAUUAUAAGAAUUUAUUGGAAUUCAUAUUUGUUACAAUCAUUAGAAUUAAAGUUAGUCCUCUAGAAAAUGCUCGGACCCAGCAUGUGCAUCCCAUUAAAAACCUGAAUGUUAGUCAACUCAACAGGAAGUAAGCUAAAGAAAUAUUCACUAAUAUUCACAUUCUGUCAUCUUGUUUUGAUGCUGUAGUGCUUUGUGCGUUGGCUGCACCAAAAGCCGAGGAACAGUUUGUAUAAAAAUGAACACAGAUAAAAUUACUCACGACACUACAUCACUAUUUCUCGCCCUGUGCUAACACCCACUUAUUACAGUCUACAUGGCUUUUUUGUUCAAGUUUAUGAUUUUUUUUCUCUUAGUCUUCCUUUGAAGUGAGGAAACGGAGCAGCGUGCAGAGAGCAACAUUCAAGAUGUGGAGAUGCACUGUAUGGAGAGAGUGAGUUAGACAGAGAUGAUGGGGGAGGAGAAAUGAAGAAAGGAUAGUUUUAACACCUCUGCCUGUUUCCUUUCACUUCAUUUGUAUGUGUUGCUUGCUCUAUACACUGCUUCAUGUGUUUUUCAGCUAAGUUACUGAUGGACCGUGUUUUGUUGCUGGUGCUCAUGCCCACUGCCCUCGGCAUCUCCACAAGUACAAGUUCGCAAAUCAGUAAAAUUGUUUCUACACCUACUUAUUCUACUCCUCCCGAAACUACAAGUGAACCCCAAACCAUCCAUAAGCCCAACAUUGUAGUGCUGCCACCUGUAGUGGGCAGGAUAAAGGUGAACUGGAUAAAGACCAACCCGUGUCAAGGUUACAUACUCUUCUUCAUCAAUUUUACACAAAGAGCAACGUAUCUGUGUUCCAAUAAUGACAAAAUUACAAAUACCGACUUGGGUAAUGAGUUAUGUGAGGAGAGGAGAUGUGGAGAGUUCCUUGGUUUCAGGAACAGUUAUACGAUUGGUUAUAUGAUCCAUGAAAACCUAACUGCAACCAGUGACAUUCAUUGCAAAAGAAUACUCCUUACUUGCAAAGAUGUAGACAGCAAAGAACUGGUGGCCUAUAAAGUAAUAACAGGCUUGUUACUGACACUGAUCAUUGCCGUCCUUCUAUGUCGAUUUGCACAGCCAACAUACAUAGCUGUCCGCAAGAGAUUUUCACAGAAGCGGCAGAAUCGUUGGAUCGGCCCAACACAGACUCAGAGUGUGUCCUACCAUAGAGGGCAGGCCAAUUAUCCCAAUAACAAUACAAUGAAGCGGCAGUCCUAUCCUGGUUUGGAAAGACUUACGGUAAAUCCCAGCCGAGAGCCAUCGUCGAACAGGAACAGUGACUACGACUCAUAUGGCGGUUAAACUCCUC
This is a messenger RNA of Ictalurus furcatus (blue catfish), 2107 nucleotides long. It is a transcript of the gene cd5, whose product is annotated as T-cell surface glycoprotein CD5. The record is from RefSeq and is a predicted model, not a curated record. Lineage: Eukaryota; Metazoa; Chordata; Actinopteri; Siluriformes; Ictaluridae. The coding region runs from base 1321 to 2100 and encodes 259 amino acids. Gene Ontology annotation, biological process: T cell costimulation. The transcript is spliced from 7 exons. Gene Ontology annotation, cellular component: plasma membrane.